This is a messenger RNA of Patella vulgata (common limpet), 2614 nucleotides long. RefSeq lists its product as uncharacterized. The transcript has 18 exons. NCBI's taxonomy places the organism in Eukaryota, Metazoa, Mollusca, Gastropoda, Patellidae. The coding region runs from base 122 to 1993 and encodes 623 amino acids. The record is from RefSeq and is a predicted model, not a curated record.
GUUUUAUUUCCGUUGUAUUUACAUUGUAUUUAGAUGGGACAAUAAAAUUUUGUGGAAUUCGUUGUUAAAUAUGUGAUCUGCAAUCAGCAGUAUACAGCUCAACACAUCUUUCAUUUUUUUUAUGUUUUUACCCAACAGAAAGAUCAUGUAUUAUAAAGUGUUAUACUGUGUAUCAGUUUGUGUAGUUUGUGUAUUAUCAUAUGAUUGUAAUAUACCACCAGGACAAUCAACAGGUCCAAAACUUCCGCCUUUACCCAAUCAAUAUGAAGCUAGAAUAGAAGCUAAUAUAAAACAAAAAGGAAAAAGUAUCGAGGUUACAGAAUAUUAUGAUUACCUUAGUAACAGAGCUGCUAUUAUGAUCAUGUCAAAUGGGAAAUUAUUUACAUCUAUUAUAAAUUUUAAACAAAUGGAAAGAUAUGAUAUUCAUUCAGAUGGUACAUGUAAAACAACAGAUUUAAAAGAAAAUCAUAGAAGUAUAUUUGGUUUUACUGCUGGUAAUGGUUCAUCACAUGUAGAUACAGUAACUGAUGUAUUUAAAUUUGGACAGAAGUUUAAUGAAACCUAUUUGGGCAGAGAUAAGGUUCGUGGAAUACCUGUCAAUCAUUGGAGAUCAUGUCAGCAAUGGAAGGAGAAGAAAACCAACUUUACGUUAGAUUAUUAUUUUACUACAUCGGAUUAUCAUACAGCUAGUGGACAUAAAGAAAUACCUGUUAGAGCCGUAAUCAAUGGAACAGCUGUAAAUGUUGAUUCAAAAGGAAAAGAAUUGCCUGGAACACACAACUUCAGCCAUGUUUAUGAUUUUGUCUUCUUUAGACCAGGCCCAGUAAAAGAUCCACUAGUAUUUGAGAUACCAAGAGGAACAAUUUGUCCAGGAAGAAAACCAACUUUAAAGAUGCCAAUAUUACCAGAACAGUUUUCACUGAAUUUAGAGAUAGAUACAUUUGAUAUAGAUAAACCAUCUACAGAAAGAAUAUAUUUUGAUUAUAAUUAUGGUUUAAUCAGAUCUGAUCAUAUAAACCUAGAUAAAUCAACAAACAAAAUCACCACUAUUGAAGAUUUUAAUUUAGGCGUGGAGUAUAUUAUAGAUGUAUUACAUGGUAACUGUACAAUAAAUAAAAUAAGUAAUGAUUCUUAUGGUAGUCUAGUAUCACAGACAGGUAAAAUAAAGAUGAGACAUGCUGAAGAUAUACUUAAAUAUAAUAAUAGAACUUAUAUCUACCAGGGCCAGCGAAUUUGGCGUGGAUUAAGUGCCAAUGCUUGGGCUAACUUGAGCAGGGAUGGAAUUGUACAGGAAAUUCUUUUCUUGAAGAAACCAAACCUGCCAGAUCUAAAGAAACAACUUCCUGUGUUAAUUGGACUUUAUUCUAAGAAUAUAUCAAAAACAAAGGACUCUGGAUCUGAGAAGUUUGUUCAUUUCUACAAUUAUCAACCAACCCAUUCUGAUCUGGAUAUAUAUGACAUUAGUCUUUGUUAUUCAGAUGGUCCAAACAAACUGAACAUCAUGUUGACAAUUAAAGGUGAUUAUGUAAAGGAUGUUGAAGGUUACAGAUCAUAUUUUUAUACAGCUACUAGAAGUAAACUAGCUAAAUUAAGUGGUGUAAAACCAUUACGUAUAGCUCAUUUACAGAUUACAGGAGGUGACAAGAUAAAUGUUCUAUUUUCUAUAUUGGAUAAAUCACCAAUCUCAUCAGAUAAUUCUGCUAAUGUGGGAGAAGCAUUUCAUAAAUUAGUUGUUGGGGCCUCAACUAAUCCACAGUUUUCAGUUCAUUAUCCCCACAACAAUAAGAUGUUUUACAUUGAAGCAGAUUCAGUAUCAACAAUCACAAAUAUCAUCUCUACAUCAGACACCUUUUCUUCAGGAGCAAUGGCAGGAGUUGGUGUUGGUAUGUUAGUGGUAGGACUAGUUAUUGGUAUCGCUACCAUGUUUAUAAUACACAGGCGUCUUCAAAGACCUGAUGAUUGUACAGUACCGUAUACACGUAGCAAGGAUUAAUAUGACUCAGUCAUUAAAAUACAACCAAAUAACCUGUCUGUGUUCAAAUAACUUAAUGAUAACUUAACAUAAUUUGUUGUCACUAGUACUGCACAUACAGAAAUUAAAAAGAUUUUUCUGUAUCAAUGAAGUAAUUUUCAAGGAUUAGUUUUGGGCUUCUGAGCUCCCAAGGGACAAAAUUCUAGGGAAAUCCAGCUUAUGCAACAGAGUUGCUGUCCAUUUUGAAAUUGAAAGUAGAUUGGGAUUUUGGAUAAAAUCAAGAGCUUUUCAAGGUGUGAAACCUUAUAAAGUAAAAUUUGACAUUAAUUCAAGUUUGUAAUUAAUAUUGUCUUGAAUGCCAACUUAUGGUCAGGAAAUUGGUACGAUGUCAAAAAAUAAUCUUGUGAUCGCUGCCUUUUUCUGUCUAGUUAAGUUGUGAUGGUGUCAUACAUUAGGCAGGAUAUGCAUAUUAUUUCUAGAACACCUGAUACUUGACUAAUUGGGGAGGGGUGAGUUAGUGAUCUACUAUCUAUUAGCCGAAGGGAAACAUAUACUACUAAUCAGAAUUUAUUUUUUUAAAACUAUUUUUGUAAAUAAAGUCUUUCCUUUCAUUCAUUUAUAAUAAAGACAUUUUUAAAAACA